ACAAAAAGAGCUACUAUCAUCAAAUCGCCAAAAAAAAAAAAAAAAAAAAAUUACAAACUCCAGAGAAAUCGGUUUCAUUUCACUAUGAUAUUGGGUCAGUGAUUUUGUGGUGUGCUUGUUGGAGUUUACAAAUGAGUGUUUCAUGAUGAGAGGGCUCAAGUGGAACAGUUGUAGAUGUGCACCCCUUAUAACAUGUUGUCUGAGUUGGUUGACACUGUGAAAUCAUGGUUGUGGAUCCCUAGGAGGAGUGAGCCACCAAAUGUGUCGAAGGACUUUUGGAUGCCCGAUCAUAGUUGUAUGGUAUGCUACGAGUGUGAUUCCCUGUUUACUGUAUUUAACCGAAAGCAUCAUUGUCGAAUUUGUGGCCUGAUUUUCUGUGCCAAGUGUACGGCAAACUCAGUUCCUGCCCCAUCUAAUGAGCCAAGGACUGGCCAGGAAGAUUGGGAGAGGAUUAGAGUAUGCAAUCAUUGCUUCAAGCAGCGGCAGCAGGGAAUAUCAACAGUUGAUAGUGGAACCAAUGUACCCAGUCCUGCUCUCAGUCCUUCACCAUCCGCAACAAGCUUGGCCAGCACCAAGUCAAGCCGCACUAGUAAUAAUAGCAGUAGUACUGUUGGUUCUACUCCUUAUUCAACUGGACCUUACCACCGUGUGAAUUACACUUCUUGUGUUUGUCCCCGUCAAGCUGCCCAAAUGAAUGCACCAUCAGUUGAGCAAAACAAUGAAUCAUCUGGGAGGAGCACAAGGCCAAGGGCAGCAGUGUUAAGUUCAUCUCCAAGUUAUUUUGCCUUCUGUGCUAACAGGCGUGAUGGAGAGAAUGAUGAGUAUGGUGCUUAUCGUUCAGAUUCUGAAACAAGGCAUUAUUCUCUGGCUGAAGACUAUGGUGGUGCAAUGAAUAUUGAUGCAAUUGAUCUUGCUUAUGGAUCAAAUAAAGUGCAAACUGAUGGAGAUAACAUUGAUGGCAGAACUCUAAAUGGCUCACUGCUACCUGAGAACUUCAAUUCCAGGGCAGCAAAUGGAAUUAAGAAACUUGAAGAAGUAGAUAAACAUGAUGAUGGUGAUGAGCGUGAUGCUUCCGCAUCUGCGUAUGAUGUGGGGGGUGAAGACACUGAACCUGUAGAUUUUGAGAACAAUGGGAUACUUUGGCUCCCUCCAGAGCCUGAGGAUGAAGAGGAUGACAGAGAAUCUUUUUUAUUUGAUGAGGAAGAUGAUGAUGCUACAGGCGAGUGGGGAUAUAUACAUUCAAACAGUUUUGGGAGCAGGGAGUGCCGCAGUAGGGAUAAGUCAAUUGAGGAGCACAAGAGGGCCAUGAAAAAUGUGGUGGAAGGGCAUUUUAGAGCUUUGGUGGCUCAGCUUUUGCAGGUUGAGAACCUGCCUGUGGGUGAUGAAGAUGGCGGAGAGAGUUGGUUGGAUAUAAUCACAUCUUUGUCAUGGGAAGCUGCUACACUUCUUAAGCCAGAUACAAGCAGGGGAGGAGUAAUGGACCCUGGAGAAUAUGUAAAGGUUAAAUGUGUAGCUUGUGGGCAUUCCAGUGAAAGUACUGUGGUUAAAGGAGUUGUUUGUAAGAAAAAUGUGGCUCAUCGGCGAAUGACAUCAAAAAUAGAUAAGCCGCGUUUUCUAAUCCUUGGAGGAGCUUUGGAGUAUCAGCGUGUUGCUAACCACUUGUCAAGUUUUGAUACUUUGUUGCAGCAGGAAAUGGACCACUUGAAAAUGGCCAUUGCUAAGAUUGACGCCCAUCACCCUAAUGUUCUAUUGGUGGAAAAGUCAGUAUCCAGGUAUGCUCAGGAGUACCUCCUUGCAAAGGACAUAUCACUAGUUCUGAAUAUUAAGAGGCCACUCUUAGAGCGUAUAGCACGCUGUAUUGGUGCACAAAUAGUACCAUCCAUCGAUCAUCUUAAAUCACAGAAGCUGGGGUACUGUGACGCAUUCCAUGUGGACAAAUUUUUCGAAGAGCAUGGAACUGUGGGACAAGAUGGGAAGAAGUUGACAAAAACUCUAAUGUUCUUCGAGGGAUGUCCUAAGCCUCUGGGUUUUACUAUCUUGCUUAAGGGUGCCAAUGUGGAUGAGUUGAAGAAAGUGAAACAUGUUGUCCAAUAUGCAGUUUUUGCAGCUUAUCAUUUGGCCCUUGAGACAUCAUUUCUGGCUGAUGAAGGUGCUUCGCUUCCGGACCUCCCUUUGAAGUCUCUCAUAACUGUUGCCUUACCUGAUAAGCCAUCAAGUGCUGACAGGUCCAUUUCCACUGUACCUGGUUUUGCAAUUCCUAGCAGUGGAAAACCUAUGGCGUCUCAGCUUAUUAGUGAACCACAGAAACCAAACAACAGCCUUCUCUCAGAUAGAGCCUCAUCCUCCAAUAUUGAGCCUACUUGCAAAUUGGAAGGGAUUAGUUCAACUUAUUCGUCAAAGGGACCCAUCUCACAGAUUUCAUGUAUAGAAUCGACCUCAAGUUCUAUUGCAGCUAUUGCCUCCUUCAAUUCACUGGCUUCAUUGGGGGAGAGUAUUUCCUCUUACAAUAAUGAACCCUUCAGAAAUUAUGCUUCUAGAGAGGAUAAUGCAGUGGGUCCUAAAGAACCUGUUGAGGACAAAGGAGCCAGUAGUGCAGAAUCUCUGAUAAAUGGCAAGUUGAUUUCUGAUUGUUGGCACUUGUCAGAGGUAUCAGACCAAAGUUUUUUUAGGAAUCAAGCCAAUGGCAAUAUUUUGGCAGCUAAUUCCCUACCUAGUCCAGAGUUGGCAUCUUCAGGACAUGACGCUAAUAAUACCAAUGAAGAGACAGGAGCUUUAAAGGAAGAGUUUCCUCCAUCAUCUUCAGAUCAUCAAAGCAUUUUGGUGACCUUAUCAACACGUUGUGUGUGGAAGGGCAGUGUGUGUGAACGGGCCCAUAUCUUUCGAAUCAAAUACUAUGGGAACUUUGAUAAGCCAUUGGGGCGGUUUUUACAAGAUCAUCUGUUUGAUGAGAGUUACCACUGUCGUUCAUGUAAUAUGCCAUCUGAGGCACAUGUUCAUUGUUAUACUCAUCAGCAAGGAAGCCUCACAAUAUCUGUUAAGAAAUGGCCAGAGUUACACUUACCAGGGGAGAGAGAAGGCAAAAUUUGGAUGUGGCAUAGGUGCUUGCGAUGUCCUCGAAUCAAUGGAUUCCCUCCAGCCACUCGGAGAGUUGUAAUGUCAGAUGCUGCCUGGGGUUUAUCCUUUGGGAAAUUUCUGGAGUUGAGCUUUUCUAAUCAUGCAGCUGCAAGCAGAGUUGCAAGCUGUGGCCAUUCCCUUCACAGAGACUGUCUUCGAUUCUAUGGUUUUGGGAGGAGGGUUGCUUGCUUCAGAUAUGCUUCAAUUGAUGUGCACUCUGUUUACCUUCCACCUCUCAAACUGGAGUUUAAUUAUGGCACUCAGGAGUGGAUACAAAAAGAAGCUGAUGAGGUGAAAAGCAGGGCUGUGAUCCUAUUUAAUGAAGUGCAAAAUGCUCUCCAAAAGAUAUCUGAGAAAAUUUCAGGCUCAGGAUCGCCUGACAUAAGGAUGAAUAUCGAAGAACUGGAAGGCAUGCUGCAAAAAGAUAAAGAAGAACUCCAGGAAUCUUUUCAGAAAGCAGUGUAUAAGGAAGGGAAAGCUGGCCAACCGUCAAUUGAUAUUCUUGAGAUCAAUAAGUUACAGAGGCAGAUACUCUUCCAUUUUUAUGUUUGGGACCAACGCCUGGUAGAACAUGCAUCCAGUCUAACCAACAACAAUCACCAGGAACUUAUAGGAAGUUCCGAGCCAAAACUUGGACUGAAGCUGGCCAAUUCUGUGGAGAAACUUACUGAGAUAAAUGUCAGUCCCAAGCUUGGUAAAGCCUUAAAUGGUUGUGACCCAAUAGAGACCAAGCCUAACAUUAAUCACAGGGGCAAUAGUGAUCAUGGUAUUGAGCUAGGUGAAAAUCAUAAAGAUGGUAACAUGGACCAGGACAUGGAUAAGCCUUCUCAUUCUCCUAGUGUGAUUUCUGGUGAUAAAUCUGAACCUCUAGAAUCUGGAAAAGUUGUGCAAAGGGCCCUCUCAGAGGGUGAGUUUCCAGUUAUGGGAAAUCUAUCUGAAACCCUCGAGGCAGCCUGGACUGGUGGAAUUCAGCCAGGUAGCAUAUCAGCUAAAGAGAAUGGCUAUUCUUUUCCUGAUUCAACCUUGAUAGAUCCAUCAACAGUGGUAAAUACAGUUGCUGUAAAUUCAGAUCUUGGAGUUCAUAAAAUUUAUCAGGGUGGGCCUGGUGUAGCUUGUUCUUCUCAGUCUGCUUCACCAACAAAGAACCCAGAAAAUGUCAAGAAUUCCCUGAAUGUAGCAAGGUUGUCCUCUCUAAAUUCGUAUAGUUCAUUUGGAAGGAUUUCUUCAUUGAAUACUCAAAAACUAGUUGGCAACUAUAGUCCUUCCUAUGUCUUGCCAUUUAGAGAGUUGGAAAAGCUAAGUAGAGCAAGGCUGCUUCUUCCUGUUGGUGUGAAUGAUACAGUUGUGCCUGUUUAUGAUGAUGAGCCCACCAGUAUUAUAGCAUAUGCACUUCUCUCAUCUGAUUAUCAUGUCCAAAUGUCUGAGUCAGAAAGAGGCAAAGAUGCUUGUGACACUGCAGUUGCAUUAUCCCUUUUUGAUUCAGUGAAUUUGCUCUCCCUUAACUCUGUUGAUGAAACAUUAUCAGAUUCAUAUAGAAUUUUUGGAUCUGGUGAGGACAAUAUCUCCCGAACCUCCCAGGGCACUGACCCGCUGUUCUGCAUGAAGGAUUUGCAUGCCAGAGUCUCCUUUACAGAUGAUGGUCCUCUUGGCAAGGUCGAGUAUACUGUGACCUGUUACUAUGCUAAGCGAUUUGAGUCCUUGAGGAGGACUUGCUGCCCUUCUGAGCUAGAUUUUAUACGGUCUCUAAGUCGUUGUAAGAAGUGGGGUGCUCAGGGUGGCAAGAGUAAUGUCUUCUUUGCAAAGACCUUAGAUGAUCGAUUCAUCAUCAAACAAGUUACGAAGACAGAGCUAGAGUCAUUCAUCAAGUUUGGACCUGCUUAUUUCAAUUAUUUAUCUCAUUCAAUCAGUAAAGGAAGUCCAACUUGCUUGGCAAAGAUCUUGGGUAUAUAUCAGGUUUCAUCAAAGCACCUUAAAGGAGGGAGAGAACCAAAAACGGAUGUCUUGGUGAUGGAAAAUCUUCUCUUUGGGCGUAAUGUUACAAGGCUUUAUGACCUUAAGGGAUCUUCUCGAUCACGAUAUAAUCCUGAUACAAGUGGGAGCAACAAAGUUUUGCUGGAUCAGAAUUUGAUUGAAGCAAUGCCAACUUCUCCAAUUUUGGUUGGAAGUAAGCCAAAGCUAUUGUUGGAGAGGGCUGUCUGGAAUGAUACUUCUUUUCUGGCUUCAGUUGAUGUAAUGGACUACUCAUUGCUGGUCGGUGUGGAUGAGGAAAAGCGCGAGCUGGUUCUUGGAAUCAUUGAUUACGUGCGGCAAUAUACAUGGGACAAGCACCUUGAACAUUGGGUGAAGACAUCAGUCAUCCUUGGUGGGGUUAAGAACACGUCUCCAACUGUGAUCUCUCCCCAGGAGUACAAAACACGAUUCAGGAAAGCUAUGACUAGGUAUUUUGUUAUGGUGCCAGAUCAAUGGACUCCCACCACCAUCGUUCCUAGUGGAUCUCAGACAGACCUUUGUGAAGAAAACGCACAAAAUGAUACUUCCCUUGAAUCAUGAUGUUAAGCAUUUCUCCCUUAUAUCUCCUAGAUGUAAGAAGAUAGCCAUUUUUGCCCAUUUUUCAUUCAUUUAUCCUGUCUAUUUUUCUUCCAUCCAAUUGUAAUUUUAGAUAGAUCCCAUGUUCCCUCAACUUAUAUAUUCAUGUGUUAAUUCUUUAACAUCAUAAGGGAAAGACCGAUUUCACACUCAGGUUUCAUGUACUGUAAAUGUUGGCAUAGUAUUACUGAAUGUUUUUCUCGUUGACAUGUUUACAUUUAUCAAUUAAUUUUUGGAAUUUUU
Rubroshorea leprosula is the source of this 5943-nucleotide messenger RNA. The record is from the annotation of a GenBank genome assembly. Lineage: Eukaryota; Viridiplantae; Streptophyta; Magnoliopsida; Malvales; Dipterocarpaceae.